AUGUAUUACAAUUUCAUGACGGUGCACCGUGAAGCAGCGGAUAAUUCCCAAGGUAAAAUUGAGAAUUCUGAAAGGCAGUUGUGGGCAUUGAUCCAUUUCAAAGGCCCAUUACACUCUGAUGUUCUAGUCUUGUAUCGCAACAUCAGGUCAAGUUAUGAGAGAGCAAUUCUCAGUAACCACACUCAUUCAGAACUUCAAGAGGUUGAAUACUGCUUGUGGAAGCUUCACUAUAAGCAUAUUGAUGAAUUUCGUAAAAUAAUUAAGAAAUGCUCUGGUAAUGCAGAGAACAAGAAAUCAGGAAUGUUGCAAGAUGGUGUUGUGCAGAUAAACAAUGAUCAUAAUGUACAAGCAUUUAACUCAUUUCUUUCUAAAGCUACUGAGUUUUACCAAACUCUGAUUGUAAAAGUCAGAAAACAUUAUGGAGUCCAAGAAGAGGCUUUGUUUUAUAACAAAGGUAUAUACAACAAUAUGAGAACCUUGAUACUCAAAAGCAUAAUUGGUCAAUUGCUGCCACACAUUACUUGGAAGCAACAAGGAUUUGGCCAGAUACUAGCUGUAUUGGCAACAUAUGUAGGGGAUGAUUUUCUUGCUUUGUACCACUGUGUGAGAAGUUUAGCUGUUAAAGAACCCUUUCCUGAUGCCUGGGAUAAUCUUAUCCUACUUUGUUUGGAGGAAUUUCCCAUUGCAUUGGCAUCUACUGUUGGAGUGUUAGAUGAAAUGAUGGAGCUAGAAGAUAUAAAACUAAAGACCAUGUUGGAGUCCUAUGGACAAAUGGAUUUAGCUAGAAAGGGUCCUUUCCGAGCCUUGCAAAUGGUUUCCAUGCUCAUAUUUACACUAAAGAAUCUAAUUGAUAAACACCAGACAAGUGAAUCAAAAGACUCUAGUGAUUGUCAUCAACUUGUGUUGAUACAGUUGGCAUUAGCUGCUGCGUUCGUUGUGGUGGGUCGUUUUAUUGAAAGAUGUUUGAAAUCCAGUCCUUUGAAUUAUUGCCCCUUAUUGCCCUCUGUACUUGUUUUCGUGGAAUGGUGUGCAAGCAUGCUUGAUGCAAUUGAAGUAUUUCUGACUGAUCCAAAGAGUGCAACAUCUAUUUCUUACUUUUUCGAUGUGCUUAUUGAACUUCUAAAUAAAGUAAAUGAAAAUAACAAGGAAACCAAGAAGCUUGUAGAUAGUAGCCCUCUUUGGGAAGACUAUGAAUUGAGGGGCUUUGUGUUAGUAAGUUUUUCACAUGACUUAUUCGAUUUCUCUAGUGGAUGGGAACACAUUGACAACUUUGAGAGUGGCACUGAAUUGCGUACUCAACGCAUUACUGAAGCAGCAAUGAAGAUUGCUAACAAAUACGGUGAUUUGAAUAAGUGGAUUAUAUGUGAUGAAUUAGAAAGAAAAUUUUAUUCUGCUAGAUCUGAUGAAAGUCAUGAGAAGAAAGAAACAGAUUUGGAGUCCCUCAACAAAAAGAAAAGUGGGGAUGACCUUAAUCCAAGUAGUGUCAGCAUUAAUGAAAAAUCUUACGUCGUGGAAGAAGAAGAAGAAGAAGUCAUUCUCUUCAGGCCUCUAGCAAGGUAUAAUUCGGCACCACCAUACGUAAUUUUAUCCCUUGCUGAGCAAAUGUCAUCAACUAAAGUUAAGGAGGAUAAAGUGCUAACUUCUGAUGAUUGUCUGUGUCGUACUACAUCUUUGCCCAUGGCACAAAAUCCAUUUCAAAUUGAUUCGUGGGGAUUUCAAGGUGACAUUUUGAAUUCAACGAUGAACGAAUCAUUCCAACUUCAAGAACCUUCAUUAAAGGGAUCAAAUUCACAUAGAUUUUCUGAAGGUCCAAUCUCUGCUGGUCAUCCUUCACUUAAUGCCUGGGUCCUCGAUAGAGGAGGGUUGAGCAACAAGUUGCACCCCAUUGAAGAACUAGCUUCUACAUGCUUGGUUGAUCUUUCUAUCAAUAGAACUCAAAAUUCACUGAUUAGUUCAGUGGAAGAGUUUCCAACCUUCCUACCCUCUUCUGCUACAUAUACCACUCCAAUUCCUUCUGCUCCAUUGUUUCCAGAUAAUGCUACUUGGUACACUAAUGUCACUGUACAAUCCAGUAUGCCUGCUCCGUUAUUGCCAGACAACGCAUUACCAAUAAAUGGUUAUGCAGCUUGGAGUUCUAUUCAUGGAUCCAUUCAUUAUGAUACUAGUUUUCCAUCUUAUUCCAAUGGAUAUCCGCCACCACCAGGUAAUAACACUUCAGAAUGGCUGCAUUGGUACAGAGAGAAUCCUUCACCUGAGUGGGUCAACAAUCAGACGCAGCUUGCUCAUUUGAAUGUUCCUAGAAAUCAUGAAAGCUUCCUCCAUCAUGACGCCCACAAGUUAAACCAAUUUGAUCAAUGGGGUAAUCACCUGUCUUCUAACCAGUACCCGUAUAUGAAGCCACUAGGUCCCCUUCCAUUGCAGCCAAGUUAUCCGUAUGCUUUUGGUGCUGGUGAGCACUUAAUCGAUCUCUUCCACAAUUUUCAACGACCAAUACCUUAUGGGUGUGGUUAUGUGACAGAACAAAUAAACGAGUCAUUGCCUCUGCUAGAGUACCUCAAGGAAAAAGAAUGUAGACUCCAGCAUGAUCCUACCCUCAAAGGGCCUACAUUCAUGGGAAAUUAG
Messenger RNA from Sphenostylis stenocarpa, 2622 nucleotides. Lineage: Eukaryota; Viridiplantae; Streptophyta; Magnoliopsida; Fabales; Fabaceae. The record is from the annotation of a GenBank genome assembly.